AUGAAGCCAGCAGAGAUCAGAUUCUCUCUACAGAGACCUCUACAGCACACAGAUCCAGACAUGGCACCUACAAUCACUGCAGCUCUGACCAACUCUCAGGAACAUCUGACUCUGACUCACAAGCUCAGAAAGCCUCUGGUGGAGAAGUUACGCAGAGAGAGAAUCAACAGCAGCAUUGAGCAGCUCAAGUCUCUCCUGGGUCCAGAGUUCCUCAAACAGCAGCCAGACUCCAAGCUGGAGAAAGCAGACAUCCUGGAGAUGACAGUUUGUGUCCUGACACAGCUGCUGCAGCAGCACAACAACAGCAGCAGAAGACUGAUGAUGAAGAACUUCAACAAGCUGCAGUCUUCCUCUGAUAAGAACCUGACAGAGGCUGACUUCUCUCCUCUGAGCUCCACGAACCAGACCAGCAUCACCAAAGACAAGAGUCCAGUCCACAGCGCCCCCUGGAGGCCUUGGUAGACACCUACAGGCUGGAGUUACAACCAGACAAAGUGAGACGACCACAGUGGUCAAAGAUUACUGGAAGUGAAUUCAGUGAAAUUGAAGGACUUGUUCUUCUGUAUGAACAGAAGUCUGUAUCUGUGUGUUUGACAUUUCCUGAGGAAAUGACACAAACUAUAUCUUUCAAGUUCAGAAAGAGAACAUCUUGUCAUGCAUGUUGCAUGAAUCCAAUCUGAUUGCAGCAGCAAUUGUUAUUAUUAUACCUCAGUCUACUUCAUGUACUGGUAUUAUAUAAUGUUAUGAUAACAUUUGUUAUCUUAGAUCAUUUUGAUCUUUGACAUGGGAAAUAUUUAAAUGUCCUUUUUAUGGACAUAAAACUGAUCUGUUGUAAGAUUAAAAUUAAUUUUCCCUAAUAGUUUUACUUCAUAUCACAAGUUAUGUUGUGAUGUUUGAAUAAUUUUAUCCAUGUUAAUCAGUUCUUUUUUGGACAUGGAUCAUAUUGAUUAUUGACAUGAGAAAUAUUUAAAUGUCCUUUUUAUGGACAUAAACUGAUCUGUUGUAAGAUCAAGAUCACUUUUUCUAAAAGUGUUGCUUCAUAUCUUCAUGUUUACUGUGAUGUUUGUUACCUCUUGAAUAGUUUUGAUCAUGUUGAUCAAUUGUUGAGUUAUUGUCCUUUUUUGGGACAUGUUGUCAUUGUUUACUGCAGAUCAUUUGAUGUGAUUAUUGAAACCUGAUCUGUUGCAGAUCAAUAUGUUUGAACUUUUAUUGUAAAAGUUUCACUUUAAUGUCACAGUUUUAUUGUGACAAUAUGACUUUAUUAUUUUCAGGAUCAGCUGAAGUUUCUGAUCACUGAGAAUAAUGUUGUCUUACGUAAAGUGCUUUGAGUAUUUUUGCUUUUAUUUAUGAAGAGCAAACCUUUAAUCCAUUUGUAAAAAAGAGUGAAAGUACAGUGAGAACUGUGUCCUCAGAUACUUUUACCUGUUUGUCUUUUAUAAAGACUCUUGUUCCUUGA
Solea solea (common sole) is the source of this 1456-nucleotide messenger RNA. Its product is annotated as transcription factor HES-7.1-like. The transcript is spliced from 2 exons. NCBI's taxonomy places the organism in Eukaryota, Metazoa, Chordata, Actinopteri, Pleuronectiformes, Soleidae. Gene Ontology annotation, biological process: anterior/posterior pattern specification; regulation of neurogenesis; regulation of transcription by RNA polymerase II. Bases 1 to 462 code for a protein of 153 amino acids. The record is from RefSeq and is a predicted model, not a curated record. Gene Ontology annotation, molecular function: RNA polymerase II cis-regulatory region sequence-specific DNA binding; DNA-binding transcription factor activity, RNA polymerase II-specific; protein dimerization activity. Gene Ontology annotation, cellular component: nucleus.